Messenger RNA from Bactrocera latifrons, 2526 nucleotides. Its product is annotated as potassium voltage-gated channel protein Shaw. Gene Ontology annotation, cellular component: axon; dendrite membrane; neuronal cell body membrane. Gene Ontology annotation, molecular function: protein binding; delayed rectifier potassium channel activity. The transcript is spliced from 13 exons. Gene Ontology annotation, biological process: protein homooligomerization; potassium ion transmembrane transport. NCBI's taxonomy places the organism in Eukaryota, Metazoa, Arthropoda, Insecta, Diptera, Tephritidae. The record is from RefSeq and is a predicted model, not a curated record. The coding region runs from base 1 to 2526 and encodes 841 amino acids.
AUGGAUGGCGAAAAUCGGAUUAUACUCAAUGUGGGUGGCAUAAGAUAUGAAACUUAUAAGGCGACAUUGAAGAAAAUACCCGCCACACGCCUUUCCCGUCUCACGGAGGCGCUGGCCAAUUAUGAUCCGGUGCUGAAUGAAUAUUUCUUUGAUCGCCAUCCGGGUGUAUUCACGCAAAUACUCAACUACUACAGAACCGGUAAACUACACUAUCCCACAGAUGUCUGUGGACCACUAUUCGAAGAGGAACUAGAAUUUUGGGGACUCGAUUCGAACCAAGUAGAACCAUGCUGUUGGUCCACCUACAGCAUACACCGUGACACACAGAAUACUUUAGCCAUUUUAGAUAAAUUAGAUAUUGAAAAUGAAAAACCCUCUGAAGAACAAAUUGCACGUCUAUUCGGUUUCGAAGAAGCACUGAUCAAUGGACGACUUAGCUGUUGGCAACGUAUUAAGCCGAAGGUGUGGGCGCUCUUUGAUGAACCCUCCAGUUCGACGGGUGCUAAAAUCGUAGCUAGUAUGUCGGUUUUCUUUAUAUUCGUUUCUGUGAUAUCGUUCUGCCUGAAGACUCAUCCGGGUUUUCGUGUGGACUUUCCCGCCACUCACACCGAACAUGGACCAAGUCCGUCGGCUGUACCGCACACGCCAUCCCGCACACAUAGCCACCACAGUGACAGCGGCACCGGUGCCAGCGGUAUCAACUAUACGCUGGCGCACACCUUUAAAGUCACAAAUUAUACAGCGCCGGGUAAUGCCAACACCAGUCAGUUCAUUGCCACAUUCACGCUGAAAGGCACCGGCGGUGGCGGUCUAUCCAAUCGCAAUCGCCUGAAACGUUCCAUACGCAACGUGAAGGAUUUGAUACAACAGAAAUUGCUCGGCGGUGUCGAUCAUCACGGUCAUGGUUGGCAUGAGUCGUACGGACAGCCGCACGAGGCUUUCUUCUACGUGGAGUUGGUGUGCAACGUGUGGUUCUUUAUCGAGGUGCUCAUCAGGCUAAUUGUUUCGCCGAAUAUUUGGCAGUUCAUCAAAUCGCCGGUCAAUAUAAUUGACUUCACCGCCACGCUUAGCUUUUACACGGACGUCAUGCAACGUAUGGGCGAAUACACUGGGCUGCUGGAGGCUUUCUCGAUAGUACGCAUUAUGCGUCUCUUCAAGUUGACGCGACAUUCGCCUGGUCUUCGCAUACUUAUACAUACAUUCAAGGCCUCAGCGAAAGAGCUGACGUUGCUGGUAUUCUUCUUAGUGCUUGGUAUAGUGUUCUUCGCCAGUUUGGCUUACUAUGCGGAGAAGUUGCAGGACAACCCUGAAAAUCAGUUCAAGAGCAUACCACUUGGUCUCUGGUGGGCCAUAGUCACUAUGACCACUGUCGGUUAUGGCGAUGUGGCACCGAAAACGUAUCCGGGCAUGUUUGUAGGCGCGCUUUGUGCGCUUGCUGGCGUAUUGACGAUAGCACUGCCGGUACCCGUCAUCGUUAGCAACUUUUCCAUGUUUUACUCGCACACGCAGGCACGUUCGAAACUGCCAAAGAAACGCCGGCGUGUGCUACCCGUCGAGCAGCCGCGUCGCAAACGUGAACAAGGACCACCGACACGUGGCCGUGCGAACGCCAUUAAACAGACAACUUCACUGCCACAUGGCCACCAUGGCGGACACGCCGGGCAUUUGUUGAGCGCCACCGGCCUGCAUCAUGGCGUUGCGACGGCGACGCCGGCAACAGCGACGACGAUGUUCAAGGAUCCUUUCGGCGGUGCCAAAAUCGCGGAUUACUUGAGCGUGCCGCAGGUACAGAGUUUGCAGCCGCGCGCCGCCACAACGGGACAUGACUUUAUGCUGCCACUGCAACCUAAGCUGCUAGCGCCAUUAGAAUGCAAAGAUCAUCACGCGCUGCAGUUGGCGCCGCAACAUCUGCCUGGCGCCGAUGGCAUGCACAACGGUGUCCAAUUACAUCACACGCAGGCGCCCUACCAUAUCACCGGCGCGCAUCACUGCCUCAACAGCGGCGGCGGCGUUAGUGGUGGUGGCGUUGGCAGCACGGACAACAUCAGCGGCAGUCACACGGGCAGUCGCGCUGCGUUAAAUGUGCCGCCCACUAUUAGUGUGGCCUCCGCACAAAUGCCGCCCGGCGUACGCACACCCAACCUGAGCGCGCGCGCUGCACAAAUAUUGGCCGCGCAGCAAAUGCGUGAGUCUGCCGCCAGCGCUGGUCACGGCAAUGUGCAUCAUUCGAGUGGUUGUAAUAUAACGAUUGCGGUCAAUGAUGGCGGCGGUGGUGCGUUGCUGGAGAUGGAGAACUCCAAUCAGCAUACGCAACAUCAUCACCCACCGCCGAAGGUGACGCUGCUGGACGAUGGUUGCAGCAGCGAUUACGCCAAUGCGACGGAUGAGGGCGAGGACGACUAUGAGAGCCGUAAUGGCAGUGUUAAUGAGUAUACAAAUGGUGAUGAUGGCGAUGGUGUUGGUGCUGGUGGUGGUGGUAGUAGAGGUGGCAGCGGUGGCCGCUUAUACGGCACCGAUUUGCGCUGA